AUGCUUGGUUUAAGCCGCAGUUUCCGCGCCUUGCAGUCUGCGGUGGCGACUGGCCAGGUCGCGACGCGUGAGUACCUCGAAAGCUUCGAGCCCCGCAGCCUUCGGCGGUUAAAAGUGUUCGACAGCACCCCUCCCGAUGAUAUACGUCGGGUGUACUUUGAGCGCCUGACGGCUAACUACUCGAAUCCGCGCUCUAUUCUGAAUUACAUCGCAGUGGACGAUUACCCCUGUUACUCGUGGCUCGUGCGGUGCCUAUGCCAGUUGGGCAACGCAUUCUCGUUUAAUUCGUUUUGGUCCCCCAAGGACAGGCAGUCGCUGGUCAGCCUGCCGCUGUUCAAAUACCUUAUAUACGACCUGAUUGAGCGUAAGCGCUACCUCCAGCCGCGGCACGCCCCCCGCGUGCUGUUUGCUUUAACGGCGCUCGACUAUCGUUGCUGGCCGCUGAUUUCGGAAAUUCUAAGCUUGGUGGAGCGCAACCUGGACAAUUGGCGGCUGCCUACGCUAGGUUGCAUGAUAUUUUGCUGCGUGUAUCUGGGACUGCACAACACCCCCGUGGGGAGUAUUGCGAGGGUCGGCGGCGGCGCCACAUCUGGCAACAACAUCGUUGACGUGCUCUUCAACGAGGUGCUGCGCCGCGACCCUUCCGACGCCAAGCCGUUCGAUUGGGCGCUGCUUUCGUAUUCGUUGGUGCUGACUAAUCGCUACGAGUGGCCGAGCAACUCCACGUCGGCGCUGCCGGUAUUUCUGGAGCGCGCGUGUGAGCACCUGACCCUGGAAACCCUUCCGCUGAGCGGCUGGACGCAGUACAUUCUGUACUUGACAUUGUACUGCACUGAUGUUGAGCGGCCCAUGAACGAGAUCGCCAUUAAGAGCAGCGUGCCGUUCAUGUUCCAGGAAUCGCUGCACGUGCGAUGGCUGAACGAGAUUCUGGUACAUGCGCAACCACAGGGGUCGGAGCAGCUGCAGAAGGACGUCGACUCCGUUCUGGAGGGCCUUGGCAUCACGGAGGGGCUGAUAAACUGCUCCAUUGGCCGCGAGGACGACGAGCAGCACUGCCUGUUCGCUGGCCACGUGUUCCCCAACCGCCGCCUCUGCUUGGAGUACAACUACAUGAAGGGUCUGCCCAGCGGCGAGCCCGUCGAGGGUGGGCUGAUCUCGUUCCGUCAUCGCAUCUUCCGCAAGUGCGGCUACAGCGUGGCGGUGAUCCACGGCAACCAGUGGGACGGGCUCUCACUGGCGGAGAAAGAAGAGCAGCUGAUGCGUAUUCUGUCAGCAUUCCCUGAGCUGCCUGGCGAGACGUACGAGUCCAAGCCCGAGCCCCUCUCCUUCGAGGAGCACGCCGGCAUCAAGCACAUGAAGCACGUUAGGCCGCAGAUGACGUCGUGGCCGCCUGAAAAGAUAAUGGUGUAG
This is a messenger RNA of Babesia bigemina, 1410 nucleotides long. RefSeq lists its product as hypothetical. Bases 1 to 1410 code for a protein of 469 amino acids. The record is from RefSeq and is a predicted model, not a curated record. NCBI's taxonomy places the organism in Eukaryota, Apicomplexa, Aconoidasida, Piroplasmida, Babesiidae. The transcript has 5 exons.